Molecule: messenger RNA, 1908 nt
Organism: Microplitis mediator
Lineage: Eukaryota; Metazoa; Arthropoda; Insecta; Hymenoptera; Braconidae
Product: ankyrin repeat domain-containing protein 29-like
Exons: 2
Coding region: 775-1848 (357 amino acids)
Molecular function (GO): protein binding
Source: RefSeq, a predicted model, not a curated record
AUUAAAACGAAUUUGAAAUUUUUAAAUCGGUUUUAUUCUUUUUAAUUCAAAUUUAAAUAUUCAAUUCAGUUGAAUUCUGUUUUGCAGAAUUCGACAGAAUAAAACAGAAUUAAAAUUUUUAAUUCGGUCGAAUUCAGUUGUUUAAUCAGGGUUUUAAUCUAUUUUUGAGUCAAAAUUAAUAUUUUGACGCCGGUGCCUGUCGUAUCCUACACUCGUUGUCAUUUAUGCCUGGUCCCCCAAACUAUAGAAUCUCUAUUGUCAUCCCAACAAGAGAAUGCACCUCGGGUGUCGUCGGUUUUUACUCCCACUCUGGAUGUUUUAUGUGUUAAAUAUUCUCCCACUUUUCUGUGCGCAUGCGCAGUUCAUAAAUGUUCGGUGGUGGGGGCAAUUUCCGAAGUAUAUUCUCUUACUGGGACCACUUUACCAAACCGGGGGCCAGGAAUUAAUGACAAUGAGUGUACAACGUCGCGCCCGAUAAUCGAAUGUCCGGAAAGUGGUCCAGCAUAAUAUAACCUCACAAACAAUUAUACAAAGUGGCACGUGGUCCUAAUGGGACGAUAGCUAGUAAGAAAAAAAACUUGUGGUGUUUUAUAAGUAAUGAUACAAUUACUUAGCAAUUAUAUCUGAUGUGUGUAUAUUUUAUAACCUCAAUAACUUUAAUAGUCUCAUAAUUUCAAAUACUUUGAUAGUGAAAAAUAAUACAAAAACAAGUGGUAUUUAAUACGUAGAAAAAUAACUACGUAAGUAAUUUUUGAUGAAAUAUCGUUUUUAAAAAUGGAUCGCGAACUGUUUCGAAAUUGGAAUUAUGCCAAUGGCGAUGAGUAUUCAUUAAGAAUAAGUGACAUUUCACCUUUAUACGAAGCCAUCAGAGUCAAUAACGUUGAUCUUAUUGACAAUUUAUUAAAACAAGGAGAAAACAUCAAUGGUUCUGUGCUACCUUAUGGACCAUUUGCUGGUUACACUAUACUGCAUUUUGCUUGUAUGUCUGAAGAUAAAAGUUUCGUAGAACGUUUACUUUUCGUUUACAAUGCUAAUCCUAAUACAGAAGCUAAAGAUGGUGCUCGGCCGAUUACUGUGGCUGUUUUAUCCAAAAAAAAAAGAAUUGUUUCAUUACUUUUAAGAUCUGGCGCAAAUGUCGACGAGGAGCUUAGCAACUCUAUUCAGAUAAAGUAUAAAAGUAGUUUCAAAUCUCCAGAAGAUGAGUGGUGCAAUGAUUUCGGCUCUCGAAUGACCUUAUUAACUUAUGCGGUUCUUAACAAUCAUAUUGAAUUAGUGGAUAUUUUAUUAAAAUACCAUGCUGAUUGGAAAAUAAGAAGCCGGUCGAACAAAACAUUAUUGAUGUGUGCAGUUGAUAAACUUCAGGAACAAAUCGUGGAAUCCUUGGUCAAAGUAAUGAGUAAAGAUGAACUAAACCUUCGCGACAAUGAUGGCUUUACCGCGCUUCAUUAUCUGGCAAAGAGGAAUGAAUUAAAAUGUAGAUACCACGCCAGUACAUUAAAGAGUGGACCGAUAGUAAGAAUCUUGUUGCUCCUUCUUACGGCUGGAGCUGACAUAAAUAUCAAGGUAAACGGACAUUGGGCAGAAGAUAUAUGGAUUAUACGGGAUCUACGAUUCAGGCAGGUAGUCGGUGUACCUGCUUUUGAAGAAGCAUUACUGAUUAUGCAUAAUUUACUUAAAACAGGAUUUCUACAUGGAGAGCGUUUAGGAUCAAGAAUGUCAAUAGUAAAAAUCUUAUUUGAUGAAUUAAAGAGCCACUCUAUAACUUUUGAUGGUCAAACUUUUGUACAGGUAUACAUUCUCUCCGCAAGAAGGGAUCAGUACAUUCUGAGUUACUCAGAUUACAAUUAGAGGAAGCUAAGGAACACAUUGAAAUUCUGAAUAAAUUUAAAGAGAAAUCUUUUUAUAUAA